AUGGACGCGUCAUCGGUGCUCAACCCGUGGAGCCAACAGGCCGUAUGCAACCUCACGCGCCUGGCUCGCAGCAGCGGCCGCAACCACCGCGUGCGGAUAAGCGCGCCGAGCGGCGGCGGAACCACGAGCGCGAGCAGCAGCCCGACGGACGGCGAGGCUGUGCUGAAAGCGAUCGGCGGCGGGGCAUCGCCGCAGCACGACGAUUCGGGAGACAUGUCCGAGCCAGAAGUGACGUCCCCUCCUCGACGUCGCACUCGCGACCAAGCCUUCGACACAGCGUCGGAAUCCUCCGAGCCGUCGAUGUCGCCUCGGGAGCCGCCCUCCUCCCCGUCCCGCACCUCCUCCUCCUCGAUUCUCUUCCUCGGCCCGCCGUCCUCUGCCGUCCCGCAGACCCCCAACGUCAUGAUUCCGCCGGCCACGGAAUGCCCGUACGCGCCGCGGAAGAUGCGCAAGCUGGGCGGCGGCCGGACGGCGCUGAUGAUGCGAUCGGAGGGUAUUCGCCGCCUGAUGCGCGCGAUCACCUUUGAGUAA
Closterium sp. NIES-65 is the source of this 531-nucleotide messenger RNA. NCBI's taxonomy places the organism in Eukaryota, Viridiplantae, Streptophyta, Zygnematophyceae, Desmidiales, Closteriaceae. The record is from the annotation of a GenBank genome assembly.